Molecule: messenger RNA, 2862 nt
Organism: Osmia lignaria (orchard mason bee)
Lineage: Eukaryota; Metazoa; Arthropoda; Insecta; Hymenoptera; Megachilidae
Biological process (GO): regulation of transcription by RNA polymerase II
Cellular component (GO): nucleus
Source: RefSeq, a predicted model, not a curated record
UAUCGAUACGUUAGUCGAAACGGAACAAAAAGUUAGUUUCUCAACCGUAUAUCGGGAUAAAUUCGUGUUGUUGGUUGAUAGAGAGAAAUGCAAACGGUGAACAGUGGAUACAAAUUCCCCAUGAAGUUAGUUCAAGUACACUGAAAUGACAACAAGUGAUUGAUAUUAUUGACGACGGUAUAAUGUGAGGUGAAAAAGAUAUUUCGGCGCGAACGGGAGUGCACUUUGUUGUGAAUACAGGUUAUGUGAACUUCGAAACGCCUGGUCGUUCGCUGUUUCUCUCAAACACCGGCCAGGAUGGGCCAGGGUACAGAUACGUGCACGGACAGGCCUACAGAAGUUAGUGUCAUCAGAUUUGUGUCAAGGAAUCGUACUAUCGAAGAAAUCGUACCGAAAAAGGAAAUAUAUACUUGUAAGCAACGAGGUUGUGGAAAGACAUUCACCAAUCAAGAUGAAUACAAAACACACGAAACUCUUGAGGCUUUAAAAAUUAGAUUCAUUUGUCGGGAACCAGGAUGUGGAGAAGAAUUAUCUGAUCCUGGAAGUAUGUGGCGGCAUUAUCAAGAGUGGCAUAACAAUGAAACAAAUGUAUUUAUAUGUCCAUAUACAAAUUGUGGCUCCUUACAUACAACCAGUAACAAUUUGGAAGAACAUAUCGAAAACUACCACAGACAACCACCAACACUGCCAACUGAACCAGAAGUAAUAUGUUUUGAAGAUUCUGAAAAUGUAAUAGACGAGGAAAUUGUACAAAGUACCGAGGAAUGCUAUGAAAAUAGAAAUGAAACUUUUGCAAUAAAAGGGCAUCAUUACGAUGACAAUAAUGAACAAAAUAUUCAUAGAAAUGACAAUAUACAGCAACAAAAAAAAGAAGCCUCCCAUGAUCAGAGCACUGGAAGCGAUAAUUCUAAUAAGGAAGAUUACUCAUCUAACACAGAAAGCUUAAAUGAAACUGUUACAUUUCCUAUGAAUGAAAAUUUAAUGAUAAAUACAGAAAAUUUUCUGCCCAAUUAUGAAGGCAACACAAAAAGUUCAGAAUUGCAAACAGAUCAUUCCCAAGAGAAAGCUAAUGUAGUUUAUGUAAAUGGUGAUAUUACCAUUACUAAGAAUUCAAAAAACGAAGUAUGUAAUAUGAAUGCAAGAAAUCAAGAACAUAGAAUAGAACUGGAUAAUUUAGAAAGAAUCUUCAGAAGUGAUCUGGAUCGUGAUAUUUCAAAAACCGAGGAGAAUACCAUGGAGACGAACAGUAAUUGUUCGGACGAUGAAGAAUACACGCCAAAAAAACAACGCAUGUCUAGAUAUAAACAGGAAAUUUACAAAUGUGCAGUCAAUGGUUGUGGGAGAAAAUACAAAUACAUAUCCCAUUAUCGUCAUCAUCAAGACAGUCAUAAAUUAUUAACGAACGCAAUUAGCUCAAAUUCUAGCAAAUCAAUAGUAAAAUUGAAGCAAGGAAAAGCAUCGGCAGUCAGUUUUUUCUUAUGCAAGAUUCCUGGCUGUAAAGCACAGGUGAGCAAUGUAACGGGUCUAUGGAAACAUUACCAGGACAAUCAUGCUAAUUCAAAACUGCCAGUAGUACAAGAAGCUAAGAGUACUGAAGUAUUUCGUUGCAAAAUUCCUGGGUGUGAAACAGAAUUUAGUACAACGGUAAUGUUGUACAAACAUUUCAAUGAAGUGCACUCGAAUGGUUCUGGCAAUAAUGCUAGCACAAACACAAAGACUGGGAAUGGGAGUAGUUUUCAUUAUAAUGAAAUAUUCAAAGAUGAUACUACCAUCCUGCAAGGAAACUUUAAGACUGACUUUAAGGCAAAGAAUAAUAUUAAUGCAAAUGACUGUACGAAGAAUACUGAUGAACAAAGAUUAUCAUCAGCCGUUAAGAAAGAAACUCGAGAUUGACUUGAGAUGAACUAGUAUCUAUAAACGUGAUGAUAAAUAAUUGUAGCGAUAUGAAUCAAGAGUAUUUUACUAGGGCCGAAAGUAUUCAAACCAUCAAACGAAUUAUUGUUCCUCUCUCUCUUUAAUGAGCGAUUCCGCUCCUUCUUAUUCUCCAUCUUUUUGACUAGUCAAUUUUUAUUACGCUUUUAUUAUUGAUUUUAAGUGUAAAGGCCCUUGUUAAUUACUCAUAUCUUUAUAUCUCUAACUUUUAAUUAUAGGAAUGCAAAAAUCGAGAUACAACUAUCUUAGAUCAUUAGAGUUAUUCCUUUAUGAUUUUUCAAGUGGAAACAAAAGCAUUGUAUAACGUUUUACAAGCUAAUGCAUUAUUCGAACAAUUUUCAGAUUUUUUUUUAUUUGACAAUUCCAUUUAAAUCUGUAAGAAAUGAAACAAAAAAUGGUAUUACAUUUUACAACAGAAACAUAUGUAUAUUACAGUGUUCUUAAGUAUACCUUAUUAUCAAAGCAUAUUGUACAUUCAACAUAAUUUAUUUUUACAAAAUUAUUACUAAUACUAUUUGAGGUAAAUAUUAAAUCGAUUCAUUUAUAUUUACACAUAAAAAGUUAAUAAUCAUAAUUACCUGGAAAGUAUAACAAGCAACAUAGACAAGUUUAAAGAACUUUCAAUAUUUAAUAGAUACAACAAUGAAUUCAAGGUAAAAGAGUACAGUUUUAUAGAUUAAUAAGCUGGAUUAAUUUAAAAACAGAAGUCAAAGAAGAGAAAAAAGUUGCAGUAAUCCAUAUACGUGUUAUAUAAAAACUUCUAACUUUCCAUACUAAUUUUUACUAUUUUAUAUUAUAUCACUUUGACAUAAUUUAUGUUAGGUAUAUCAAUGUAGUUAUUGUAUUAGAUAUAGUAGAACUAUAAGCAUUGCAUAAGCAUUUUCAUUUGUAUGUCUGUACAUUGAAAAAUAAAGUGCAAUAGUGAGUUAA